AUGCCGACGGGAUGUUUGAAGUGCGGCGAUGCAGCCCAUCUAUACGACAAAUGCCCCGGCGCAUCGGCCGAGGACAGAGCCAAAGUCAAGUACAAAUGGGCGAUGGUUGCAAAGCGCAUGCAAAACAGAAAGACGCUAAAGCCCAAAGCUAAGAAGCUCCGGGACAGUCUCAUGACAGCCAACAAGAAGUGGCGGGAAGAACAAGACAAAAGCCGCGAGGCGAAGGCAACGGAGCCUGAGAAAAAGAAGCUCCGACGAAUGCUAGAAAGCCCUGCCGGCGAAAGCGUGGCCACCAUCAACGGAGUGUUGGACGUGCCCUACUGCCCUGACAACGGAAGCGAUGUGGGAAUUAUUUCCACCGCCAUGGUCAAGACACUGCGCAAGCUGGACGAAACAGUUCAAGCGAAGCAGCUGCCCAAAGCGUGGGUUGGAAGCGCAGUGGGGAACCUACCCGUAAUAGCGAAAACGACGGUGGAACUGCGAGUCACUCUGAGCACAGCCGCCGGCCAAGUCAAGCUGCCUGGAAAGCAGCUAUUUUACGUGGUCGAUGACAACGACGAACUCAUUAUAAGCAAGUACGCCCUGAUGUCGAUUGGACUCGACAUGGAUCGACUACUCGAGCAAGUGGCCAUGCGACAAACCCACGAAGACGGCGACGAUAUUGGCGACCCCGGCGAAGCCGAAGACAUCGCAUUCGGUGUCAGUGUGCAAGGGUUACACGCAAACGAUGAACAGCUGGACGUGGAAGACAUGCAAGCAGCAGAACAGCUGUACAAGAUGGCGAUCAUAUCUGCGAACGCCGCCGAGCAAGAACAGACUGUGGCGUUCAAGCUAUUACGAGGAAUCGUCGUCGACACCGCCGCCAAAGGAGUAUGGCGAACCAAGUUCAGAGGCACAGACCUCCCGGCGAAUGUGAAGGCGAUGGAAAUACGACUCAAGUUAUUUAUGCAAACAACUCAAGCUCCCACUGCAGCCCCGUCAACCCGGUUAUGA
Molecule: messenger RNA, 993 nt
Organism: Aphanomyces astaci
Lineage: Eukaryota; Oomycota; Saprolegniomycetes; Saprolegniales; Verrucalvaceae
Exons: 2
Coding region: 1-993 (330 amino acids)
Source: RefSeq, a predicted model, not a curated record